AAUAACUUAUAUAAACAUAAUUCACCAGAAAAAACAGAAGGUUAAACACGUUAAAAAGUAUUAAGUCGUAAUAAUUAUCGAAUAAAGAGAAAUGUUGGAAUAAGCUAAUAAAAUAUGAAAAAUGGAAAAAGUAAAACAGAAGCCUAAAUACCUUUAAUAUCAGGUACAAAGGAUAUUAAUUAAAAUAAAACUAACUAAGUAAAAGAGGCUUAGGAGAAAACAAAUAAAAAACAGUAAUUCUUAACUUUAACUAAAUUUUAAAUAUAAUAAAGUAGUAAAAGUAUUUAAUUUAAAAAUUAAAAAUCAUUAAAUGAAGUUUCAAAAUAUGAGAAUUUCCAAGAAGAUAAAAUUUUAGAAAAUCUUAGUAAUUCUAAUAGUUCUAUAAGAUCUUCGAGAUCUAAAAAAGAUAAAUUCUUAAGAAAGAGAAGCUCUAAUACUUAUUAAAUAUAGAACAGUAAAAAAACAAACGGAAUCUUGGAAUAAAAGGAAGAUUUUAUAAAAGAAAAAGAAGAAGCUAUUCCAAAAAAAGUCCUUAAACUUCAUUUCGCGAAUAGUUCUAUAGAUGAAGACUAUCGAAGUAUAUUAAAAUAGGCAUUUCAAGACAAAAAAUAUGAUGAAAUUGAACUUUUAUUUGAAGAUGAAUAUAUAUAAUUAACUGAUUAUUGCCUUUUUGAAUCUCAAAAUGAUUGUUUGAAGAAACUGAGCUUAAAUUUUAUUAAUGGAAUAAAGAAUUUUA
Molecule: messenger RNA, 736 nt
Organism: Ichthyophthirius multifiliis
Lineage: Eukaryota; Ciliophora; Oligohymenophorea; Hymenostomatida
Exons: 1
Source: RefSeq, a predicted model, not a curated record